Molecule: messenger RNA, 2718 nt
Organism: Pangasianodon hypophthalmus (striped catfish)
Lineage: Eukaryota; Metazoa; Chordata; Actinopteri; Siluriformes; Pangasiidae
Gene: gnai2b
Product: guanine nucleotide binding protein (G protein), alpha inhibiting activity polypeptide 2b
Exons: 9
Coding region: 683-1750 (355 amino acids)
Biological process (GO): gamma-aminobutyric acid signaling pathway; adenylate cyclase-modulating G protein-coupled receptor signaling pathway
Cellular component (GO): heterotrimeric G-protein complex
Molecular function (GO): GTPase activity; G protein-coupled receptor binding; G-protein beta/gamma-subunit complex binding
Source: RefSeq, a predicted model, not a curated record
CUUGGAGGUUUUUUGCGGAGUCGCGCGCUCUGUUCAUUCCGCAUACACACACAUAUAUAAAGUUCACAGGCGCUACGGGCGUGGCCGCACUCAGCUAUAGGUUUAUGAGGUUUUUUUUUUUUUUCUUCUCCUGUGUCAGGUUGCGGCUGUGCUGUGAUGCCAGCUGUUUAAGGCGAGCGGAUAGAGGAUCAUAGCUGAGAGUCUGGGGGAGAAUUCCGCCUGAGUGCUUUAACUGAUCAGUGCGCUCCUGGGCGUUUGACUUCACGCGCACCAGUUGGUUCUCUCUGAACAUCUGACUGCAGCUGUCGCUGGGUUGAAGGCUUUAGCGCGCGAGACUAUUGAUCUGUCGUGAAAUUGCCUCGCGGCAACUUUGAGUGCGAGAGCUCCCUGCUUGCUGGUGUGUGGAUUUCUAAUGUCAUUCGGUUAAUGGAGCGUGGCAGGCCUCCUAUUGACCAUUUCCCGAGUGCAACUUUUUAAAAUUCGUGCCAUUUCUAUUGCGUUUGUAUCCGUCGCGUGCGGGCUUCUUCAUCAUUUCCGUUUCUGUUGAGUAUAACUGCGCUCGAGCCGCACGCUUUCCCGCUUCCCACCUCAGCGCCUCGACACUACCGUUGGUUUGUUUUUGACAUUUUUUUCGGCUUUUAAAAGCGCAGUCAGGCAGCGAGCUGGUAGUUUACUCGGAGCCAUGGGCUGUACGGUGAGCGCCGAGGACAAGGCGGCCGCCGAGAGGUCGAAAAUGAUCGACAAAAACCUCCGUGAAGAUGGCGAGAAGGCGGCGAGAGAGGUGAAGCUGCUGCUGCUCGGUGCUGGGGAGUCUGGAAAGAGCACCAUUGUGAAGCAGAUGAAAAUCAUCCACGAAGACGGCUACUCGGAAGACGAAUGUAAGCAGUACAGAGCUGUGGUGUACAGCAACACCAUCCAGUCUAUAAUGGCCAUCAUCAAAGCCAUGAGUAACCUCAAGAUCGAUUAUGGAGAUCCAGCGAGAACGGAUGAUGCAAGGCAGCUCUUUGCACUGUCUGCCGCAGCGGAAGAGCAGGGAAUUCUCCCAGACGACUUGGCCAACGUGAUCCGCAGACUGUGGGCUGACAGCGGGGUGCAGGGCUGCUUCAGCCGCUCCAGAGAGUACCAGCUCAACGACUCUGCUGCCUACUAUUUGAAUGAUCUUGAGAGGAUAGCACGAGCAGACUACAUUCCCACCCAACAGGACGUGUUGAGGACCAGAGUGAAAACUACCGGCAUCGUCGAGACACACUUCACUUUUAAAGACCUGCACUUCAAGAUGUUUGAUGUUGGAGGGCAGAGGUCGGAGAGGAAGAAGUGGAUCCACUGCUUUGAAGGAGUGACUGCCAUCAUCUUCUGCGUGGCUCUAAGUGCCUACGACCUGAUGCUGGCUGAGGAUGAAGAGAUGAACCGUAUGCAUGAGAGCAUGAAGCUCUUUGACUCCAUCUGCAACAAUAAGUGGUUCACAGAGACCUCCAUCAUCCUCUUUCUCAAUAAGAAGGAUCUGUUUGAGGAGAAGAUAUCCCGCAGCCCUCUCACCAUCUGCUUCCCUGAGUAUACAGGAGCCAACAAAUAUGACGAAGCAGCGAGCUACAUCCAGACCAAGUUUGAGGAUCUGAACAAGAAGAAGGACACAAAAGAGAUCUACACCCACUUUACCUGCGCCACCGACACCAAGAACGUGCAGUUUGUGUUCGAUGCCGUCACUGAUGUCAUCAUCAAAAACAACCUGAAGGACUGUGGGCUUUUCUAAUGACAAAGUCAGGGAACAUGCCAAGGAAGCAGCUGUGUGUGGUGCACCUGCAUUAGCGUCGGUCAUCACAAUGCCAGACUGCCUACAGCCAUCCAGAAGACAAACGCUGAAUUUUCCUGUAAUACCUUUCGGGGAGGGAGGAGAACAACGACCCACAACAAAGAGAAAACAUAUAUUGCAGAGUCCCACCUGUCACUGAAUUCCAAAAUAAUUUUUUUAUUCUUUUUUUUUUUUUUUUGUAAAUAUUUUUGAGGUUAUUUUCUUUAGAAUUAAAAGGCAGUAAAUUGUUUCUCUUUGCUCCUUGACUUUUGUUUUUGAGUAUGACAGUGCAACAGAAGAGAGUGAGGGGGAGAAUAUUUGAUAAAUUAACUUCCCUUUUCUUUAACGGAUUCAUAAAUCUUAAUAAACGGUCCUGCGUAAUAUGUCUUUUGUAAAAAGCUAUGUAAGCACAGAUUGGGAUCAAUACAACUUUUUUGCUUUGUUUUUGUUGUUUUUUUUAUCUACUUACAUGUGAGUUCCACAUUCCUGGCUUAACUGUGCAAUGUGCUGUGUGAUGGACCAAACUAUAAUGAAUUAUAAUAAAAGAAAAAGAACAAAUAGCUUGCUCUGGUUCAGCCACAGUGUGACACGCUUUCAGUAAUUUGUCUUAUGCAUUUAACAUUCUGAAAUUCUAGCUUCACUUUGCUCAACACUGUACAACUGUGACUAAUAUGUAAGAUGCAUAACUAUGUCUUCACUCGUCCUUUUGUGUUCCUGGCCCAACUCUUUCUUUCUGUUUUGUGCCUUGACUUCUGUUUUUUCACAUUGUCUGUAGAGAUUAGAGCAGUUUCAGUUUGCAGUAUCUAAUAAAGAAUUUAAACAUGAGGUUUGUGGUUUUAGGAGACAAUAAAAACGUGACCGCCAUCUGAUGAAUAAGAAAAUGCCAUGAAAUGUUUUAUUGAAAUAAAACUUGAUUUCACAACUGUGAA